UGUUCAAUAUGGCUGAAUCUGGUUGAGGAAGCAGUGGAAAUAUUUCUUUAAAUGUAUUUCAUUACCUAAUUUAAGCUAAGACAUGAUAUUCUAAACGUUCUAAUGAUAGUAUAAUAAUGGAAGGUGCAAUAGAACUUGCGGAUGUUGUUGCUGAUACGGAAAUAAGUGGUGAAAAUGACAAUCAAAGGGGCACUCUUGGAAAGUCGGCCCCCAAACUUUCUGUUCCACUUCAGUCUUGCAUUAAAUCUGAGAUUGGGGGUGUUUCUGGUGGAAGGGGGGAGAGCCCCUCCAGAAUAAACAAAGCAUCAAGACGUGUGUACUUUCCAGAUGGUGGCAACUUCGUGACCAAAGCCUUCGAGCCUCCAAAUCCUUGGGAUAAAGCCAAAAGCUUUACAACGUCUGAGCUUGUCAAUGACUAUCAGCGGUCCUGUGAAAAGGUCAACGUCAGACCUUUGCCAAAGUUACUUAAUCAGCUUCAGGCUAUACUAGACUUCGGUGAACGAUUCGAGACUCUCACAUUAAAAGGCGAGCGUUUAGACGUCCGCCACUGUGAGACACUAGAAGAGGUGUUACGGAGGGUUCAGUUCAAGACCGUCGAUCUUGAGGCAACGCACCUUGAUGAUGAGGGUGCUGGUGCCUUGUUUGAUAUGAUUGAAUAUUAUGAAUCGGCCACAAAACUUAACAUUGCGUAUAACCGGAGCAUAGGACCCCGAGGAUGGCAGGCCUGCUCACGAAUGUUGAAAAAGACUCCCUGUCUGGAGAACCUUGAUGCCAGGAACUGUCUCUUCACCGAGCAGAGCAUGCCGUUUCUAGGUCGAGCACUUCGCCUUGGCUCAAACUUGACAACAUUGCACCUCGAGAGCUGUAGUUUGUCAGGCCGCCCUCUUUUAAUACUUGUUGGUGCAUUGAAGUUGAAUGAGACACUGAAGGAGCUCUUUCUGGCUGACAACAGACUCAUGCCUUCUGAUGGCAUUCAACUGGGGAACUUGCUCAAAUUUAAUCACCGACUUCAGCUUCUUGACCUCAGGAACAAUCACCUACAGGAUGUUGGUGCCACGCACAUUAGCGACGGUCUCUACGAACAGAACCUCGGGACUGGUUUGACGACGCUAGUGUUAUGGAACAACCAGAUCACGUACCAGUCUAUGACUUCACUGGCUAGAGCUCUUUAUGCCACACAGAGUUUGGAAACCCUUAACUUAGGCCACAAUAGCAUAACAAAUGAAGGUAUCCUUGCUCUCAAAGAUGGCUUGUUGAAGAACAAAUCACUACUCCGACUCGGAAUCCAGGCUUCGAAGUUAUCUUGUGAAGGUGCCAUUGCCCUUGCUGAAUACAUAGCAGACAACAAGAAGUUACUGCGUGUUGACCUGCGGGAGAAUGAUAUAAAGACGGCUGGCCUGAUGGCACUGUCGCUCUCCCUCAAGGUCAAUAUGUAUGUCAGUCGCGUUGACAUUGAUAAGGAUCCCAAGAAGGAAAGUGGUGUCAAAGACUACGUUGACCAACAAAAGCGUCUCCAUCAAGAUAUACAAGGGUGGUUAGUUAGAAACAAGGAGCUGAGCCAAGAGAGGGAGAAACGAGCUGAGUGGGAGAAGCUGAAUCCAGAGAAGGUGAAACCGGUUGAGCCGGAGAAAGUUCCAGAGGAGGAGACGGUGAACACGUCGAGGCCAAAUCUUGCAUUGCCAAUACCAGAACCGGAUAAUCGACAAAUGACAUUGGAAUCGCCAAUGUAUGCGCCCGGUAGCGAUCUAGCAUCUAGUCCUGUGAAUAUACCCAAUUCAAAUGCGGCAUCUCGCCUCAGCUUUCUGAAUGCGGAUUUAGAAAAAUUAAGUCCACGAACUCGUGCGAAAAAGUUGUUCACUGUUAAAAAAGUUGAUGAGUCGCCUAAUAGUGCUAGUCCGACAAAUUUUGAUGGCCCAUUGUUUGGAUUAACUAUUGAAGACACGGAUGGUAAGGUGACUUACGCCAGCGAGCAGGAGUAUGUGGAAUCUGUCAUGCACGCGGCAGUAGACGACUUAAAAAACGAGAAAUUCCCCAAAAAUCUUCCUGUGCCAGAUCCACUCUCGCCUCUUGCUUCGCCAGACAUCCUGGAACCUGGUCAAGUCAAAACUGUUCCAUUGAUUGGGCCUGAUAUCGUUCCGGGAAAUAUGAACCAGAGAAAGGAUGAUCAGGGUACAGUAGACUUUGUCAAGCGGACUGUUGAUACAGUCAAAUCACGAGGUCUGCCGAGGCCAUUGGUGACUGUGACUGACUCGCUACAAGUAGACAAUCGAAUAGCUAAUAAAACAAAUAUACCUAGUAGUGGUUCUAUGGAGGGCCUACUCAUAAGUCCUGAUGAAGCAGACGAUGCGGUAUUCGUGGAUGACUUAGAAAAUAAAAACACUGAUUCCCAAAACGCGGCAAAGAUUUCCAAGGGAUUUGACGAGGAUAGCCCGAGUGAUAUGGACACUGAUUCAAACGGGAGUGCUUCCCUCAUGGGUGCUAGUCAGCCUCUGGCGGAACUUGCUGAUGUGGAUGCAUCGGCUGCUUGUGAUAUUGACAUGGAGGCUGCCAAGGUCUCAGACGCACAGGAUAAUGAACGCAUGAUCGUCACAGUUUGUGAUAAUGACGAUGACGAUGAUCCUAUGGAUCCAGGACUUGACGAUGUAAGUGAUUCGGACAUGGAGAAAUCGCCGCUUGAUUUAGACGAGUUAGACGAGAAAGAUCCCGACUUCCACACGAACAUGACCAUAAAUGGCAUGACUAUGGAAUUAUCAAAAGUUCUUGAUAGUAUCGAUACGGCGUCAUCACAUAAGUCACCAUCGCCUGCUUCAGAUUUCGAUCCAGACGAUGACAGCGGCAGCACUCCGGAUGAGUUUGAGCGUGAACUUGACGAAAUGUUGGCCAAGGUUCAUGAGGAGGGCAUCUUGCUAACCACAGGGGCUGGCAAGAAAAAAGGAAAGAAAAAGCCAGAACAUGGUGAAGAGAAAAAGAGCUUAUUUGAGAUGCUCACUGGUUCACCGAGCCACAAUCUUGACAUCGAUUGUAGUGGUUACAGCGUUCCUUGUCCAUAUGGAGAUUGGUAGAGGGGUAGGUGCCUAUAAAAACGUCGAAGAGAUCCUCCAUGAAGCCAGUAGUGGUGAAGUCGUCGGAUAACCUAGAAACUUGUCGGAUAUUCCAGGAACUUUCGGAUACUUCAGGAACUUCUCGGUUAUUCCACUUUUAAUCAUCAUUCGCGGCAUCCUCUACUGAUCUCAAAAGACAUUUAAAAAACAAUGAUCACAUUGCCUCGGAGGAUUCAGGAAAACACUGUUUGUAACUCUGUACAUAGAGGAUGAACCAAGUAGGACAGUGUCGACACAGUAUAUUCAAAAUCGCUAGGCUACUGGUGUACGCCUGUGCUCCUAGUACUGGUCGGUGCAUUCAGUUGGCGGUACCUCGUAGACCUUGUGGCACGAAAUCUAUUGUAAAAUUGAUUCUGAAUUUUCCAAUAGAUUUCUUUCUCUGUUGGUCUGGCCUGGGAACUGUUAAGUGUCAUAUUUUGUCAAUUUUGCUGUACAUAGACGAUUGCUUAGUUUUCGUCAUGGGGAUUGUGGAUCCCUGAACGUUUUGCUGGUGUUUUAGUCAGUAACAGAGACAUGAAUACUACUUCACUGCAGACACUUUUUAGCAUGCAUAUUCCUCGCACCAAACAAUUGUCCCUAAUAAUCAGUGAGAUGAUUCCUUUGGUGAACAGAAGUAGUUAGUCAAUGUUCUUUCCUCGUAUUUUCCCUCUUGGAAAGUGGUAUUCUGAAUCAUGCGUUUAACAGACAUGGCGGUGAGAUGUGAUUGUUUUCUGCAAUUACCUGCUCUUGCAUUGUAAGUAGCCCAGGAUCCAAUGGGAAAACAUAUGGUUUUCAGAAACCUGAAGUAGCCCAGCCUUAAGUUUACGUCUCGUCUGAGGUCAAGUCUCAGAGUUUAGAUUUCUACGUGAUCUCACACCUUGUCAAUAACACAGUGAUAGAAUGAAAAUCAAUGCAGGUCUAUAAAAUUCAUUAUUUUAGUCAGAGUGUGCGUCUUUUAUGCUGUUAAAUCGGUUUUUGUUUUCAUAUUUGUUUAAUGCUUGUUUUGUUUUAAUAUUGAGUUUAAUUUCUCCCUGCACAUGAUCAAAUGUCAGAUGUAACUUAAGUAUCCUGUGACAAGGAGUUGUAGUACAUCAAAUUCUAUAGAAGCUUAAUAUCAGUUUUCAUCCGGAUUUUUUCAUUUUCACUUGGUCUUCUCAAGCAAUGAAUUUCAUCAUUAGUCUUAUGUCAUCUUCUGGUAUGUUUGUUGUGUUGCCGGGUCAUUUCAAAUGUAUCACAUCAUUUGUGAAAUGUAUCUGUGGAAUUCUCUCUCUACGAAGUUAUUUUCAAACUGAGAGAGAAAUGUAAUCAUUUGAUUUAAUAUCACAAAAACAAAAUUAUGUUAUCUAUCUAUAUAUAGCAUGUAUAUUGUAUAUACGUAUAUAUAUAUAUAUAUUGGGAGAAAUUGAAUGAAAUCAGGGGUACAGUACAAGCAUGUAUUUUAAUGGUCCAUCCAAUGGAGACAAAAUAAAAUGCAUCAG
Molecule: messenger RNA, 4558 nt
Organism: Lineus longissimus
Lineage: Eukaryota; Metazoa; Nemertea; Pilidiophora; Heteronemertea; Lineidae
Product: protein phosphatase 1 regulatory subunit 37-like
Exons: 14
Coding region: 117-3062 (981 amino acids)
Biological process (GO): regulation of Arp2/3 complex-mediated actin nucleation; cell migration
Cellular component (GO): plasma membrane; lamellipodium
Molecular function (GO): protein binding
Source: RefSeq, a predicted model, not a curated record